Messenger RNA from Triticum aestivum (bread wheat), 1860 nucleotides. Its product is annotated as 65-kDa microtubule-associated protein 1. Gene Ontology annotation, cellular component: spindle; cytoplasm. The transcript has 5 exons. Gene Ontology annotation, biological process: microtubule cytoskeleton organization. NCBI's taxonomy places the organism in Eukaryota, Viridiplantae, Streptophyta, Magnoliopsida, Poales, Poaceae. Gene Ontology annotation, molecular function: microtubule binding. Bases 639 to 1142 code for a protein of 167 amino acids. The record is from RefSeq and is a predicted model, not a curated record.
GAGAAAAGAAAAAUAAUAAUAGCCCAGCCUCCUCGAUCCCAUCUCGAGCCCAGCCUGCCGCCACCUCCUGCCCCACGCCGCCGCCGCGCGUCGGCGACCCCGCUGCCGCCACCUCCAGCCCGCCCCGCCCCGCGCCGCCCGCCCCUGCCGCCGCGGCCACCUCCAGCCAGCCCCGCGGCGGGCUCUCCCUCACCUCUCUAUCCCAGCCGCCAGGAGGCGACCGACCCCGGCGAUGCUCCAUCCGGUGCCGGGACGCCCGCCGGUCGGCGCCGGCGAGCACAGCACCAGGAACCACCGUUAAGCCUCAGAUCCCCCUCUCCUCCACGCUCCCGAGCUCGUCACUGUGCGCCGCCCGGGAGGGCUCGCGUUCGAUGCAGAAAGGCAGCGGACGGAGCUUGCAGGGCCCGGAUCCGUACGUGGCGAUUUUGGGGAGGAGGAGGGGUGUCGCUGGUGACGCGGAGGAAGGCCGGAGCGCGCUUCCCGCUCGGCUCCAUGGCGGCUCCUGGACAGAAAUCCAUGGCGGCUCCUGGACAGAAAGGAGAUAGGGAGGUGAGGGAGAAAGGGACAGUGAUGAGCUCCAGACAGAAAAGAAUCUCAUACUGCAAAAGAUUGAUGGUCAGAUCAAGUGUAUUAAUGAAAUGUGCAACAUGAUGUCUCUUGAUCUUAAGAAGACAUUAUAUGAAGUUCAUCCCAGCUUUGUUGAAUUGGAAAGAAUCAAAUCCAUGAGUGUAAGUGAUAGCACACUUGAUAGGCUUGCAGGAAAAGUUCAUGCACUAAAUCAAGAAAAGAAACAGAGGCUUCGGAAGGUCCUGGUGUUUGCUGUUCAUCUACAAGAUCUUGGAGGCACACUCAUUGAGUUAUGGAGUCUAACGGACACACCAUUAGAUGAACAGAAAUGCUUUGAUCAUGUUACUUCUUUGAUUUCAGUCUCACAAAAUACAGUGAUGCCUCAAGGAUGCCUUGCACAUGACCUUAUUAAGAAGGUAGAGGUUGAGGUCAAGAGACUGAAGCAUUCGAAAGCUAGCAAAAUGAAAGAGCUUGUCUUAAAGAAAAUGAUUGACCUUGAAGAAAUCUACAGAAGUGUUCACAUGUAUAUUGACAGCGAUCAUGAGUGUGAUAUUUGGUUAAACUGGAGAUCCUAGCUAUAGAACAUCAGCGGUGUAAAGUAUAUGUAUUGCUGCUCAGAGGUUCUGUAGAUACAUCUUUACUGAUUUUUCAUCUUUAUCAUGUAUGCUUCAAUUUUCUUGCAUGCCAAAUAAACAUAAGUUCAUGUUUUAUUGUUUAGUUGUCUCAUGUUCGCUCUUCAUUAUUCUAUAUCAAAGUGAUGUCGUUCAAUGCGUUUGUCCCUUGCUGAUGUAGAAAUUGAUUUCCAUGAAGCAUGCCCUCAAGGUGCAACAAUAUCAUUCUUCCUGGUGUUGCAUUAAAUAUACCUCUUAUUUGUUAAAAAAAUCCUUUGGAUUUGGGAUUAGUAUAUUAGGUAGACAUCUUUUGGUUAACAACAGAUUUGAGUGCAGGGUAGAAUUCUUGGUUGAUUCUAGAAUUUCAUUGUAGAUUAGCUGGCAGAUUAGAACGUCUUUGGCAAGUUCUUUGUUGGUUAGGUCAAGCUCCCUUAGCACUGGACCCAGCAGACGCGUGUGCGUGUGCAGAUCUCACAUGCAUCUACUGCACCACUUGUUGUUGGAUGGCAGUGUGGUAUCCAAGCGUGUGGAAGGCCUAUCCGCCACCAUGGGGGCGCAACUCAGCUCCGAGGAGAACAGUUCCAAGGCCCAACUAACAGGCUACCACAAUUCCCCUAGACCACUCGCGGACUGUAAUUGAAUUGCUUUAUUGAUCUAUCUAUCAAUUAAUCAUAGGCUACAA